AUGAGUCGUAAGAAAGAAGGAGACCGCAAGGAGCAGCUGUGGAUGGAACUGAAAGCGGGUGCAGAGUCUGGUUGGGACUUCACAUCCCGCUGGAUACUGGGUUAUGGUGACUCAGCCGCACAGUAUGACCAGGCAGCCGCCCGCAGACUGGAGGCCAUAGAGUCUUUGCUUUGGGAUGCUGAGAGAGGAGCCUGGUUUGACUUCAACCUGGUGACACACUCCAAACACUUUGAGUUUUACCCAUCCAACCUGGCACCUGUUUGGGCCCAAUGCUAUUCUGGGCCUGAGAUGGGAGAGAAGGCAGUACAGUAUCUAAAGAGCAGCGGUGCUCUCCAGUUCCCCAAUGGAGUUCCGACGUCCCUGAGAGAGUCUGGGCAGCAGUGGGACUAUCCCAACGCAUGGCCUCCUUUGCAACACAUGCUCAUUGAGGGUUUAUCCAAACUGCCUUCAGAGGAUGCUAAACAGCUAGCAUUUGAUUUAGCCCAGCGUUGGAUCAAGACAAACUGGCUUGCAUACAUGAAGUAUGAAGCCAUGUUUGAAAAGUAUGAUGUGAAUGGCGACGGCAAACCUGGUGGUGGAGGCGAAUAUGAAGUUCAGCUUGGUUUCGGUUGGACCAAUGGCGUGGCCCUGCAGCUCCUGGACCAGUACGGAGCCACUCUCACCUCAGGAGGCAGCCGAGUGUUGUCUGGCCUCCUGCUGCUGCUGGUCACCUCAGCCACUGUCAUGCUCCAGUGAAUCAGAGGUGACAAAAAAAAAAACCUGACUGGAGGUUGGAUUUUAUUACCCUCGACAAGGAGGUUAUGUUUUCCGUUUCGCUUUGCUUGUCAGCAGGAUUACAGAAAAUCUACCGGCCCUGAAUUCUAUAAAACCCAGUGUAAUGGUUUGGCAUGAUCAACCAAAGAUCAACCAUUACAAUUUGGAGCAGGUUGGCCGUUGCAAAGCUCUUUGCUCUCUGAAUACUCUUUGAAUUAUUUCUGAUUUCACUGCACUACAUCACUCCUGUGUACUGACAACUUCAAACACACGCAUAAAAAA
Notothenia coriiceps (black rockcod) is the source of this 1035-nucleotide messenger RNA. Its product is annotated as trehalase-like. Bases 1 to 735 code for a protein of 244 amino acids. Gene Ontology annotation, molecular function: alpha,alpha-trehalase activity. NCBI's taxonomy places the organism in Eukaryota, Metazoa, Chordata, Actinopteri, Perciformes, Nototheniidae. The record is from RefSeq and is a predicted model, not a curated record. Gene Ontology annotation, biological process: trehalose catabolic process. The transcript has 8 exons.